AUGCCGUACGGUAGUUACAGCGGUGGUAACGCUGAUGGAGAGAAUGGUGGCUACCGUAGUGGGUACGGUGGCGCUAGCCGCGGUGGAUAUGGUAGCGGUGGGGGCUACGGAGGUGGCUACGGCGGUGGCUAUGGCGGUGGCUAUGGCGGUAGCUAUGGCGGUGGCUACGGCGGUGGCUAUGGCGGUGGCUACGGUGGUGGCUACGGCGGUGGUUAUGGCGGUGGAGGAGAUCUUGGCGCAGGACUCAGUAGGAUCAACUGGAACGAAGCUGAUCUUGUUCCAUUCGAAAAGAACUUUUACAAAGAGGACCCGCGAGUGACAGAGCGCUCAGAGCAAGAAGUAAAUGAGUUCCGUCGUGCUAAAGAAAUUACACUGCGGGGCUCAAAUGUUCCCAGGCCUGUAACUACGUUUGAAGAGACUGGAUACCCUGACUACAUCAUGCGUGAAAUCAACAAGCUUGGAUUCACGGAGCCGUCCGCCAUUCAGUCGCAAGCAUGGCCCCUGGCUCUAAGUGGCCGUGACCUCGUUGCCAUUGCCGAAACAGGCUCCGGAAAGACGAUUGGAUUUGCCUUGCCGAGCAUUCUGCAUAUCAAGGCGCAGGCGCCGCUUCAAUAUGGCGAUGGACCUAUUGCCCUGAUUCUUGCACCCACUCGUGAGCUGGCUGUGCAAAUUCAAAAUGAAUGCCAGCGCUUCGGAUCUGCAUGUCGUGUGCGCACAACAUCUGUGUAUGGCGGUGUGCCCAAGGGACAACAGAUUCGCAGCUUGCAGCGUGGCGCUGAGAUCGUGAUUGCCACUCCAGGUCGUCUCAUCGACAUGAUGGAAAUCGGCAAGACGAACUUGCGCCGUGUGACUUAUUUGGUGAUGGAUGAAGCAGAUCGUAUGCUGGACAUGGGCUUUGAGCCGCAGAUUCGCAAGAUUGUGGAGCAGAUUCGUCCAGACCGUCAGACACUGAUGUUUUCGGCGACAUGGCCUAAAGAAGUGCAGCGUAUGGCGUCGGACUUUCUGAAUGACUAUGUGCAAGUGAACAUUGGAUCGAUGGAACUCGCAGCAAACCACAACGUCAAGCAAGUGAUUGAGGUGUGCACCGAGUUUGACAAGCGUGGUCGUCUCAUUAAGCAUCUGGAGCACAUUAGUCAGGAGAACGGAAAGGUCAUCAUCUUUACAGGAACGAAGCGUGCCGCAGAUGACCUGACCAAGUUUUUGCGUCAAGACGGUUGGCCCGGUCUGGCCAUUCAUGGCGAUAAACAACAAGACGAGCGUGAUUGGGUUUUGAGAGAAUUCAAGUCGGGCAAUAGCCCGAUUAUGGUUGCGACGGCCGUUGCCUCGCGUGGUCUAGACGUAAAAGACAUCAGCUAUGUGAUCAACUCAGACUUCCCGACCAACACUGAGGACUACAUUCACCAGAUUGGUCGGACAGGACGCGCAGGCCGCAAGGGUGUGGCGAUCACCUUUUUCACUAGUGAAAAUUCGAAAUCAGCGCGUGACUUGGUUGGAAUUCUUCGCGAGGCGAACCAAGAAGUGCCUCCUGAGCUGCAGGAUAUGGUUCGAUACUCAGGUGGCGGAGGCGGCGGCUUCCGUGGUCGUGGUCGCGGUCGCGGUCGUGGUGGCGGCUUUGGUGGUCGUCGCUUUGGUGGUCCACGCAGCUCAGGUGCCAACAAUAUUCAAGUUGGCUCCAGGUGGUGA
Molecule: messenger RNA, 1683 nt
Organism: Malassezia globosa CBS 7966
Lineage: Eukaryota; Fungi; Basidiomycota; Malasseziomycetes; Malasseziales; Malasseziaceae
Exons: 3
Coding region: 1-1683 (560 amino acids)
Biological process (GO): rRNA processing
Cellular component (GO): cytoplasm; ribonucleoprotein complex; nucleus
Molecular function (GO): RNA binding; ATP binding; RNA helicase activity
Source: RefSeq, a predicted model, not a curated record